Messenger RNA from Saccharomyces mikatae IFO 1815, 948 nucleotides. It is a transcript of the gene SED1, whose product is annotated as Sed1p. The transcript has a single exon. Gene Ontology annotation, molecular function: structural constituent of cell wall. The coding region runs from base 1 to 948 and encodes 315 amino acids. Gene Ontology annotation, biological process: fungal-type cell wall organization. The record is from RefSeq and is a predicted model, not a curated record. Gene Ontology annotation, cellular component: fungal-type cell wall. NCBI's taxonomy places the organism in Eukaryota, Fungi, Ascomycota, Saccharomycetes, Saccharomycetales, Saccharomycetaceae.
AUGAAAUUCUCAACUGUUCUACUAUCUGCUGGUUUGGCUUCAACCACUCUGGCCCAAUUUUCCAACAGCACCGCUGCUUCCUCCAGCGCCAUCACUUCUUCUUCUAUUGUUUCCAGUUCCUCUAGCUCAGUAACUAUUACAUCUUCUGAAGCUCCAGAAUCCGACAACGGUACCAGCACUGCUGCUCCUACUGAGGCCCCAACCACUGCCCUUCCAACUAAUGGUACAUCUACUGAGGCUCCAACUGAAGCUCCAACUGAAGCUCCAACCACUGCCCUUCCAACUAACGGUACCUCCAGUGAGGCACCUACCGAACUUCCAACUUCGUUCAUUUCUCCUAACAGUACCACAGCAUUCCCACCAACCACAUCUCUACCACCAAGUAACACAACCAUUCCACCUUACAACCCAUCUACAGAAUACACCACUGACUACACUGUGGUCACUGAAUACACCACUUACUGCCCAGAGCCAACCACUUUCACUACAAACGGUAAGACUUACACCGUCACCGAACCAACUACAUUGACCAUAACUGAUUGUCCAUGUACCAUUGAAAAGCCAACCACCACAUCAACCACUGAAUACACUGUGGUCACUGAAUACACCACCUACUGUCCAGAGCCAACCACUUUCACCACAAACGGUAAGACUUACACCGUCACCGAACCAACUACAUUGACCAUCACCGAUUGUCCAUGUACCAUUGAAAAGAGUGAAGCUCCAGAAUCUUCUAUCACCAUCACCGAAUCAAAGGGUACUACCACCAAGAAAGAAACAGGUGCCACUACCAAACCAUCUACUGCCAACCCAAGCCUAACUGUCUCCACCGUUGUCCCAGUUUCACCAUCUGCUUCUUCUCACUCCGUUGUUAUCAACAGCAACGGUGCUAAUGUCGUCGUUCCAGGUGCUCUAGGUUUAGCUGGUGUUGCUAUGCUAUUGUUGUAA